GUGAGUGGUUGUAAUCUGAAAAAAAGGGAAAAAUGCCAUUCUUGAACAUUGGGUGGGCAUAUUGAAAAUGCCAUGCAAUUUCAAUAAAGACAAACAAAUGUAAGAUAAUCCAAUUUAAGAUAAUUCUGUUAACCAUUGUAACUCUUUCAGCUCAGGAAGCUUUAUCGUCUGGGAUUCAUGCCGGUCCUAAUAGGAAACACAGCAAAGGGAAGCAGCUGGGCAGCUGACGUUAUGGAGCCUUCUAACCCUCAAUCAGGUCUGGAGGAGGAAUGCCACAUAAAGAUUCAGAGAUGCUACGAAAAAAACGGCAGAAAGCCAAUUCAAUUGAUGUGGAGCAGAAGACAAGAAAUAAGAAGGAGAGUAGCAAUUCAUCCCCCUCUCCAAUUCCACCUGACCGUUCUGAACGGAAUGUCUCCUCCACCUCUGUCCCCUCACCCUCUGACCAACUCUCCUCCCUCCAUCCACCUCCCUCUCCUGUUAAAUGUUCCUCUCAGCCUUGCUCUCCUGCUAAACACCCCUCUCUCCCCCGGUCACCUGCCAAACACCCUUCCCCAGUGAAAUCCACUCCAAUGGUGUCCCUCCCUAGUUCUCUCUCUCCUACCAACCUUCUGGACCGUCAUGGACACACCAGCCAAGAGGGCGCAACUGUCAGACCUCUGUCUCUUCAGGACUACUCUAGCCCAAGGCCGCAGAGGCCUAUCUCAGCCGCCAGAAGCCGGACUCUUCCCAGGGCCAGCUCAGCCACCAGAGGGUCAGAGGAGACCCAGGGGGCCAGAGGAGAAUGGGGGGCAGGGGUCAACAUGGAACAUCUUGGGUUGCCUAACAUUGGCAACACUUGCUUCCUUAACGCCACCCUGCAGUGCCUUCUGGUCCUGCCUUACUUCUCAAAGGAAAUCCUACGCCAGGAACAACUCUGGAGCUCCUCCCCCUUCUCCAACCUGCUCAGGUCUCUGUCUGAUGUGCACCGUUCGGGUCUACCUGACAGUGGCGCAAACCAGGCCUCAAAAGCAGUCCUCAUGUGGAAGGUCAAGUUCUCCUUGUCAGGAUAUGAUUUGAAGUAUCUGGGGGACGCGCAACAGGACGCACACGAGUUACUUGUGAAUAUGCUGUGCCAGCUGAAGGAGGAGGGCAUGACACUGAAGAUGCUCGGGGUGAGCUAUACCUGCCCUGUUUCCCAGCUGGAGUUCCAGCUUGUGUCGGUGCGCACAUGUACCAGCUGUGGGCGCGAGUCGUCCACCAGAGAGGACUACAACAACCUCUCAUUGGACUUCAGCCCUGAGCGCACCUUGCUGAGCAGCCUAGCACUCACUUUCAAGGGCAAAAAGGUUGAAUUCACAUGUGAGGGCUGCAAAGGCCUCCAGGCCUCAAAGGUGGAGCAGUUCCACACACUGCCUCUUGUGCUGGUUCUGCAUCUGAAGAGGUUUGGAGGACCUACGGGGUUGGAGAAGCUGGAGGCUCCUCUUUUGUUUCCUCCAGAGCUGAGGCUCUCUGAUCUCUGUGGGGACAUGGUUCCAACCCUGCACAUUGCCAGCCCACAGGCCCUCACCAACCAGGCCCCCACCAAGUGUCCAGCCCACCUGGACAGGCCAAAGACAGCGCCCACUGCUGUUCAGAAGCAGCAGCCAGUGAAGUCAGUGAAUGGCUACUACCAGCUGACUGGCGUAGUCUCUCAUUUGGGAGGCCUCGCAAACUCCGGGCACUACGUUAGUGACAUCCUGAAUGCCAGUGGAAACUGGUUAUGUUGUAACGAUAGCCAGGUGUCAAUGUCCAAUGAAGCCACUGUGCUGAGGACCAGAGCCCGGAGUGCUUACCUGCUCUUCUAUAUGUUCAGGACAGGAGAGCAGCAGGCCCCAGCACACAGGGCCUAAUAGGGCCACCAGCACCAGCCUCAACAGGGGCAGAACCUGGCCCAGCCUCAACACCCCAAGCCCAGACUCAACACCCAUAGCCCAGCCUCAACACCCUCAGCCCAGCCUCAACACCCUCAGCCCAGCCUCAACACCCUCAGCCUAGCCUCAACACCCUCAGCCCAGCUUCAACACCCUCAGCCUAGCCUCAACACCUUCAGCCCAGCUUCAACACCCUCAGCCCAGCCUCAACAGGGGUAGUACCAGGCCCAGCCUCAACACCCCCAGCCCAGUCUCAACAGGGGUAGAACCAGGCCCAGCCUCAACACCCUCAGAUCUGCCUCGACAGGGGCAGCACUGGGCUCAGCCUCAACAGGGGCAGCACUGGCUCAGCCUCAACAGGGGCAGCACAGGCUCAGCCUCACACCCCCAGCCCAGCCUCAACACCCCCAUGUUUGCCCCUCUUCAUGUCUUUCCCUGACGAUAUUCCCACUGCUGUGUCAAAAAAUAAAAUAAUAACUUAACGAAUCUGA
Coregonus clupeaformis (lake whitefish) is the source of this 2380-nucleotide messenger RNA. RefSeq names its product ubiquitin carboxyl-terminal hydrolase 37-like. Gene Ontology annotation, biological process: G1/S transition of mitotic cell cycle; protein deubiquitination. Gene Ontology annotation, cellular component: cytosol; nucleus. The coding region runs from base 270 to 1868 and encodes 532 amino acids. Gene Ontology annotation, molecular function: cysteine-type endopeptidase activity; cysteine-type deubiquitinase activity. Lineage: Eukaryota; Metazoa; Chordata; Actinopteri; Salmoniformes; Salmonidae. The record is from RefSeq and is a predicted model, not a curated record. The transcript is spliced from 13 exons.